GGAACACUGCCUAAGGCAUUUACAAGAAUCAACGGAUCGGUAGCAGAUUGUAUGAAAGUGAGAUAAAAUGGCGUGGAAAGAAACUUUUUCAGCCUCCUCCACUUCACUAAAAGUGUCCAUGGCUCUUGCUCCUCUCCAGGCUCUAGUUUAUAUCAUUGGAUACUCAACCAACUACUGGGUGAGAGCAAAAGUUACAUCAGUAAACACUGGUUCCUUGGGGGGUGGAGAUAGCAUAUCCGGGCUGUUUAACCAGCUUGGAUUCAAAGUCUCCAACGGUUUAUGGGGAAGUAAAAUGUGUCUGCUGGACCAGUGCCAGACAAGUGAAUUCGGUUCCAUACCAGACUGGCUACAUGUGACAAGACUGUUUGCAACGCUUUCUCUGAUCGGGUUUGUGGUGACCACUGUUGGUGUGUUUGUCUGUCUGUUUGUGACACAGCUAUCACAGAGGCGGAUCCUACACAUUUUGACGUGUGUGGUGGCGACUUCAACAGCUGUCUGUGUGUUGGUAGCCGUGAUCAUUUACGGUACUCAGUACAACAAUCUGGAUCAACGGUUCCUGACCCAGACAGACAAGGACCCAUCCUGGUCCUACGGUCUGUGCGUGGCGGCUCUAAUUUUAGACAUCAUCACCUCCAUCCUGUUGGCCAUCAACGCUCUGAGGAAACCCAUCAUCUAGGGGUGUACUUCAAAUCUCACUGUACAUAUCAUCUAAUUUUGUACUUAAAAUAACAUUGUGCCUAUCCAUUAUACCAUUAAUUAGUGGUGUAUUAUAAAUCCCGAUGUACUUUUUGUUAUAAUAGUAAUAAAACAUCAUC
Molecule: messenger RNA, 815 nt
Organism: Magallana angulata
Lineage: Eukaryota; Metazoa; Mollusca; Bivalvia; Ostreida; Ostreidae
Exons: 3
Coding region: 68-676 (202 amino acids)
Cellular component (GO): membrane
Source: RefSeq, a predicted model, not a curated record